AUGGUUCAACGCGUUUUAAUUUGUUUCCUGCUCUUCCUAGUCAAUCAUUUGCAUGCGAGUGAUUUUGAUGUUAAGUUGAUAAAGCAACUGAGCAGAGGUCGAUUGCCGCGGAACUUUGUGUUUUCUCCAUUUGCGAUUCACCAGGCUCUCGCAGUGCUCUAUCAGAGCAAGGAUAACAUCACGGACAGCCAGAUAGAAAGAGCCCUUGAAUUAACUGGAUUUCGUAAGGAGGAGAUCUUCUCCUUACUCGGAGAAGCUCGGGAAAAGGCUGUUCAGGCAAAAUUUACGUUGGCAAAUCGAAUUUAUUUGGCCGAUGAUUACAAUGCAUCGCAGAAUAUUAUGAAAAUAGGCGGAAAUCUGGGCGUUGAUGUGAAAAAUAUAAAGUUCUCCGACGGCCACAGCUCAGCGAAUGAGAUCAAGAAGUGGUUAAAUAAAUCCAUCGACAAUGCUGGAAACAAUCUAUUUGGCAAAAAGGAUAUAGACAAAACCACUCGAGUUGUGGCUGUUCAAGGAACGUCAUUUGCAUGUGUGUGGAAACACCGAGAAAAGGCGAUGACAAAUAGGACAUUUCGCUGGAUACGGCCGAAUAGAAGAACCUUUGUCUAUAGGGUCCAAAUGAUAUACAUCGAAGCACCGAUGGAGUUUUUCAGCGGGGAUCAAUGUCGCGGUGUUAUGGUCCCAUUCUCUAACACUGAUAUCGGAAUGCUGGUAUUAUUACCAAGGUCACAUUAUACACCCCAGCAAGUACUGCAAAACCUGGACAAAUUUUUGAACAUGAAGUUGCGAAAAGGGGAGGCGACGCAUCUCUUCCUACCAAAAUUUAAAGUCCAGGAAACUAUGGAUCUUAAUGCGGCCCUGAAAGCUUUGGGCAUCACGGAUGUGUUUACUAACGGGGACAAGGAAUCUAAGUCAAAUGCCGCGAUUUUUAAGCAGUAUAAUUCAUUGGAUGUGGAUCAAAAUCGGCUGUUGAUGACUAUAGAUGUGAGCAACGACUUCGACGAUAGAGACUUAUAUGUCAACCGCGGUUUUGUGUUCGUAAUCAAGGAUAAGAACACCAUUUACAUGGUCGGUCGCAUGGAGACGGUUUGACAGUGCGGUUGCAGGAAUUUACAGUGAAAUGUCAGCCGAGUUGUAUAUUAAAUUAACUUGAACUAA
Messenger RNA from Drosophila erecta, 1155 nucleotides. RefSeq names its product accessory gland protein Acp76A. Gene Ontology annotation, molecular function: serine-type endopeptidase inhibitor activity. Bases 1 to 1089 code for a protein of 362 amino acids. The record is from RefSeq and is a predicted model, not a curated record. The transcript has 2 exons. Lineage: Eukaryota; Metazoa; Arthropoda; Insecta; Diptera; Drosophilidae.